This is a messenger RNA of Cutaneotrichosporon oleaginosum, 1120 nucleotides long. RefSeq lists its product as uncharacterized. Lineage: Eukaryota; Fungi; Basidiomycota; Tremellomycetes; Trichosporonales; Trichosporonaceae. Gene Ontology annotation, biological process: fatty acid beta-oxidation. The record is from RefSeq and is a predicted model, not a curated record.
CUUGUCUCAACUCUAGCACUAGUCAUCUCACCCAGGAUGAUCGCCCUAGUCGCGCGCCGCGCGCUCUCCACUCCGCUCGCCCGGCCCCUCUCAGCGCGCUACUCAUCUACCGCCUCGACGCUGCUGGUGGAGGACCGCGGCCCGACGCGCCUCAUCACCCUCAACCGGCCGCAGCAGCUGAACGCGCUAACGCCGGCAGACCUGGACGCGUUCAUCGCGGCGGUCGAAGAAGCGCCGGCGGCGAUCCGCGCGAUUGCGGUGACGGGCGCCGGCCGCGCCUUCUGCGCGGGGAUGAACACGACAGCCUUCUCGGGCCUGGACACGGGCGCGGCGAAAGCGCUGAUCUCGCGUGUCGGGCGUGCCGUCGGCGCGCUCCGCCUCUCGCCGAAAGUCACCGCCGUCCUCAUCAACGGAUACUGCCUCGGCGCAGCGUUCGAGAUGGCGCUCGCGGCGGACUUGCGCAUCGCGUACCCCGGCGUCCGCGUCGGCUUGCCCGAGACCAAAGUCGGCAUUCCGAGCGUCGUGGACGCCGCGCUGCUCCGCCACCACGUCGGGCUGAGUAUGGCGAAGGAGAUGCUGCUUCUCGGCGAGAUAUAUUCCGUCGAGGAGCUCGGGGCGCGCUUCGUCAAUGUCUAUGCCGAGGAGGGCGCGCUCGUGGACACGGGCGAAGAGGUUUUGGGUAAAGUCGCAGAGCUUACACCCGUCGUCAUGGCCGCGCAGAAGGAGCUUAAUGAGGCGUGGAUGAACGAGAGCCAUGUCGACGGCAUCAAGCGGAGUAUUGAUGUGUUUGCGCGCGUCUUCGCGGAUCCUAGUACGCACGAGGCGGUGGAGAAGUACAAUGUUAGAAGGAAGAAGUAGUGUGAGCACACUGUGAGCUGCGGAUUUGCGGACUUGCGGAUCAGCGGAGACGACUUUAGAUGCGGCAUGUACGCGCUGUUCGUCUACAGCAUGUAGCCUUUGCCAUGUACAGAGUCCAGCGCGCGGCGCGGCGCGAGAGUGGAGGCGGGGUACGCUCCCGAUUACACGCUCACAUGCUGCUCAUGGAUCACUAUAAUGCCUUACGAUACACCCAGCCAUAGAUCUCCGAGUCUCCUGUCUAUCGUACAUAUGUACACACGUG